Molecule: messenger RNA, 1199 nt
Organism: Astyanax mexicanus (Mexican tetra)
Lineage: Eukaryota; Metazoa; Chordata; Actinopteri; Characiformes; Acestrorhamphidae
Product: trypsin-3
Exons: 6
Coding region: 363-1124 (253 amino acids)
Biological process (GO): proteolysis
Molecular function (GO): serine-type endopeptidase activity
Source: RefSeq, a predicted model, not a curated record
CAACAAACAUCUCAUCACAGUAAUGACCUUGAUGUAUUUGAUUUAUAAGCCUGCUGCCAAAGAGUAUCACAUCAGUGACAGUGUUCCUAUCUCUGCGCAAACUAAAGGAAGACUUUUGUGGCUCUAUUGAAGGAAAAAAAAUGAGUCCACCGCAGCUAUUGAAAUGUUUUGGGCAGGGCCAAGCAGUUUCUUGCCAUUGUCUCGUCCAUGUCGGAGAAACAAUACACACAAACAAGUCAUCAUACCUGUGGGACAGAUGUAGUUACACUAUAAAAGCCAUUGAGAAGGUUUCCCAGGGUCACCGGCGCUGGAGAACACCUGUUAUUGCCGACCUGCUCCGCACUAACCAGUUUUUUUAAAUCAUGAAGCUAAAUCAUGUUGAAUUUGCACUGCUUCUCUUCAUCUCCAUCAUUCAAGGUUCAGAGCUGCAGAGAAUUAUUGGAGGGCAGGAGGUUGAGCCCUAUUCUAUAAAGUACCAGGCCUCCAUACAGUACAACAGCUACCACUACUGUGGAGGAACGCUCAUAAGUGCCCAGUGGGUGGUGUCUGCUGCCCACUGUUGGAAGCCGAACUAUUUGAUCAAAGUCGUCCUGGCAGAGCAUGACCUGUCCAAGAAAGAGGGCGUAGAGCAGGUAUUCAACGUCUCUAAAGCGCUGGUCCACUACCUCUACAACUACAGGACGUUCGAUGGCGACAUCAUGCUCCUGAAACUUGAACGGCCAGCUAACCUGAAUGCCUACGUCCAACCUGCUGUGAUGCCCAACUUGGACAGUGCGGUCCCGGCAGGGUUCUCGACGUGCACAGUGAGUGGCUGGGGAGUUACGCAAGUGUACAGCUACUACCUGUCCCCUGUGCUUCGUGCAGUGGACGUACAGAUCAUCCCCUACUGCUGGUACUAUUACCUCUACAGAGUCACGGACAACAUGGUGUGUGCUGGAUCUCUGGCGGGUGGAAAAGACUCAUGUCAGGGAGACUCUGGAAGUCCUCUUGUGUGCAACGGCAGUUUUGAAGGUAUUGUCUCCUGGGGUAUCGGCUGUGCCAACCCCUACUUCCCUGGGGUCUACACCAAGGUUCGCAACUACGUCCGCUGGAUCAACUGGAUCAUCAACGACACCACCUCCUAAACUGACUUCACUUUUAUUUAAGAACAGCUUUAGUAAUAGGGGGAUUUCUAGUGAUUGGGUGGGUCAAUUGGCUCA